AUGAAUGAGUUUAAAACCUUGAUUGAGAUUGAACUAGACCUUGGAAUACUGGGGAUUGGUUAUGGCUUUCACUUCUUGAAACUCUCCCAUUUUGCUUUUAAACUUGGAAAAUGUUUUGAUGAAGCUUAUGACCAAUUUUUUUUGGGUUGCGAAGUGAUUGAUGGAGUUGCAAAUUGGAGUUCUGAAGUGAAUACAACAUUGUCGCCGCUAGAUCCGUGUCACCGCCACGAACCGCCGCUGUUCUGGCUGCCGGAAGCCGCCGCCGAGCCUUUGCCUUCUUGGAUUGAAUUCCGACGAUUUUAUAUCAAAGUUAAGGUUACAGUUGGACCAUCGGAGUUUCUGGCCGCUGUCGGAGAUGCCUCCGGGUCAGCUCGGGAUUGCGGCUGUUCCAUUUUGCUCUUACUGAUUGAGUUAUUCGGAUUGCCUGUUGCAAUUAAAGCCGUUUCUGCUAUUGCGGAAGUGAGCAGACCUGCGAUUGAAGCUGCAGUUGGUUUCGGGCGGAGAGGAAUGGUUCUUGUGACGCCUUUAGUUUAUGGGUUCAACUUUUGAGCUUUACCUUUUCAGGAACUGGAAGAAGCGUUAUGAAGAGUUACACUGCGUUUGGCUUAUAUGUUGUUGUAUUC
Molecule: messenger RNA, 623 nt
Organism: Arachis ipaensis
Lineage: Eukaryota; Viridiplantae; Streptophyta; Magnoliopsida; Fabales; Fabaceae
Source: RefSeq, a predicted model, not a curated record